Messenger RNA from Phragmites australis (common reed), 2105 nucleotides. Its product is annotated as DEAD-box ATP-dependent RNA helicase 1. The record is from RefSeq and is a predicted model, not a curated record. Lineage: Eukaryota; Viridiplantae; Streptophyta; Magnoliopsida; Poales; Poaceae. Gene Ontology annotation, cellular component: nucleus. The transcript has 10 exons. Bases 160 to 1725 code for a protein of 521 amino acids. Gene Ontology annotation, molecular function: ATP binding; nucleic acid binding.
CGCAACGCCGCCUCCAAUUCGCGCCUCGGCGAACCUCUCCUCCCCGUCGCAGGCUCGCAGCCGCCUCUCGGCAGUUCGGCACCAGUGCUCUUCGCCGGCGUCCGCUCCUCCUCCACUUUUCGACAGUAGUCUGAGGUGGGCUCCGCCGCUGAAUCGCUGAUGGUAGCCAUGGCGAGGAAGGACGAGGAAGUGGGGCCCUCGGACCGCGUGCCGCACCUGCCGUGGAUGCGGCGCCCUGUCGACAUCGACGCUUUCACCGGCUGCCCCGUCGAACAUCUCCCCCGCCUCCACCCCAGAUUGGCGGAUGCUUUGCAGAGAAUGGGAAUUGAAUCAUUUUUCCCGGUUCAAGAAGCAGCUUGGCUGGAAACAAUUGGUCCUGGUGCUUUUGAGAGGGAUAUCUGUAUCAACUCCCCAACUGGAUCUGGCAAAACGCUUGCUUAUGCCCUACCUAUUGUGCAAAUGCUAUCCACUCGGAAAGUGAGGUGCUUACGUGCUUUGGUUGUGCUGCCUACACGGGAUUUAGCCUUGCAGGUUAAAGAGGUUUUUGAUGCUAUUGCUCCUGUGGUGGGCUUGUCAGUAGGUUCAGCAGUUGGUCAAUCGUCAAUAGCAGAUGAAGUUUCCAAUCUUAUCAGGAAGCCCAAACAAGAGCUUUACCCAACUAUUGAUGAAAAAUAUGUUCAGAUGGAACCACAGACUAAAGUUGAUAUAUUGGUCGCAACUCCUGGAAGACUGAUGGAUCACAUUAACAUGACAAAAGGUUUCAGUCUAGAGCAUCUUCAAUACCUGGUCGUUGAUGAGACAGAUAGGAUGCUAAGAGAGGCUUAUCAAUCCUGGUUGCCAACAGUGAUCCAGCUUACUCACUCAAUUGGCCAACGUCAUUCCUGGCUUGACACUGCCGGGAAAACUCUACUACAUCCAUUGACUACCAUUAGAAGAUUGGGUGUCGAGCGUGGGUUUAAAGGUAAAUGCUUUCCAAGAUUAGCAAAGAUACUUUUGUCUGCUACACUGACUCAAGAUCCUAGCAAGCUUUCUCAACUUGAGUUGCACCAUCCCUUGUUGUUGAAUACUGGGAAGAAGCGUUACAGAAUUCCUACGAAGCUGGAGUCCUACAAACUGAUCUGUAAAUCAAACUUAAAACCAUUAUCUCUCAUUGUUCUUCUCCAAGAGCUGCAAGGGAAUAAGUGCCUAGUUUUUACCUCAUCAGUAGAAUCAAGUCAUAGACUAAGUACUUUGCUUGGAUUUUUUGAAGACUUACCCUUCAAGUUUAGUGAAUAUUCACGUUUGCAGCGUGAAUCUACUCGGAGGAAGACACUGGAUGCCUUCAAGGAAGGCAAAAUAGAUGUUCUAAUCGGUACAGAUAGAAUGGCUCGUGGAAUACAUAUCGAUGGUUUAAGAUAUGUUAUCAAUUAUGAUAUGCCUCCAUAUGUGAAAACAUACAUCCAUCGUGCCGGUAGGACUGCUAGAGCAGGGCAGUCUGGUUCUUGCUUCACCUUUUUAAGGAAACAUGAGGUUAAAACUUUUGACAAAAUGCUCAAGAAGGCAGAUAAUUCCAGCUGCAGUCUUCAUUCACUGCCUGAGGAAUCAAUAAAAACACUUUGUCCAGUUUUCUCCGGUGCUCUGAAAAAACUGGAAGAGUCUCUACAAUCAGAAGCAACAAGGAAUUCUAAUUCGGGAGAUAAAAUGCCAAGUGGCUCUAAAAGAAAGAGAACAAACUAUGAUCAGUAGAUUAGCUCUAGUUCUGAAGUAUUGGGCUGCAUUUGCUACACAGAUUUGGUAAUUCUCAGCCCCAACAAUUCUGUAAUUGGCUGAGCAUUCAUCACGGAUAUCCAAAACAAGAUGGAUGAUUGCAUAUGUUUGCUGAUCCAUUUGCUGUGCUCUCUCCAAACAGCUUUCGCCAUGCCUGCAACAGGCUGAUCCAUUUUAGUGCACGGUGCAGUAAGUUUCUCGGUAUUACGCACUAGGAAAGUAUUCUUCUUUUCCUUCUGUUGUGUUCAUCAUUCACUGUACAUUUAUGGCUAGGACGCUAUCCCCAAAGAAAAGUUGGCUACCUUCACAUCGAUGUAUCAACACUCUUAACCUUUCAGUUAUGCUUUACACCUGGAAUA